GCUGAUAUGAGGUUUGCUGGUCUUUAAAACGUACGGACCAGCACACAUGAUGGUGGCAGACAAGGUAUCAACACUACAGCCUCCUGUGAAGCCAUGGCCUCAGGUCGUCCGCUCCUCCUCCUCCUGUUGGUUCUGUGCAGCCUGACUGCGGCUGAUGCCCAGCUGAAGGUGUUUAACCUGCGGGCCAGCAAUCUUCCCUCCAACAUCCUGGGAACCACAGACGGUUACGUCAAGGUUUACUGUGGCUCAGCCAAUCUGGGUGAAACAUCUAUUCGCAACAACGCCCAAAACCCCUGGUGGGAGGAGGAGUUCAACCACUUCAAGGCCCAGCAGAACGACGUAUUGAGGCUCGAGGUUCAUGACAGUGACUAUGUCUUCGAUGACCUGCUGGGAGUCUGCCAGAGACAGAUCAAGGUGGGAACCCAUCAGCACAACUGCUUCUUGAAGAAAGGCGGGAGCCUCCAUUACUCCUAUACUCUUGGUUAAAAAGGGCAUACUAUGUGACUUUUGGACAUUACAGUAUUUAUGUACCUGUACUGAUGACAGUAUGACUCUGUCUUCAUGUGUGGUUUUAAGAGACUGAGGUAGGUUCUCUGAGUCUUCUUGUCAAUAUUCAGAUUACCCAGAAAGAUCUUCAUUAAACCAACAUGUGAAGAUUCACUCCAGUCUCUCUAUAUGCUGUAUCAUUAACAGCAACCCUGCUGCCCUGUUUGUCACAGACAAAUAAACCCUCACUACAAAAA
Messenger RNA from Plectropomus leopardus (leopard coralgrouper), 743 nucleotides. RefSeq names its product perforin-1-like. Gene Ontology annotation, cellular component: membrane. Gene Ontology annotation, molecular function: wide pore channel activity. Gene Ontology annotation, biological process: defense response to virus; T cell mediated cytotoxicity; immunological synapse formation. The record is from RefSeq and is a predicted model, not a curated record. NCBI's taxonomy places the organism in Eukaryota, Metazoa, Chordata, Actinopteri, Perciformes, Serranidae.